AUGUGUGGUAUUUUAGGUAUUGCUCUGGCGGAUCAAUCAGGUACGGUAGCACCUGAAUUAUUUGAUGGGUCCUUAUUUUUACAACAUAGAGGUCAAGAUGCAGCUGGUAUUUCCACCUGUGGCAAAGGAGGUAGACUAUAUCAAUGUAAAGGUAACGGUAUGGCAAGAGAUGUUUUCACUCAAAAAAGAAUGAAUGGGCUUGCUGGUAAUAUGGGUAUUGCCCAUUUACGUUAUCCAACUGCUGGGUCAAGCGCUAAUUCAGAAGCCCAACCAUUUUAUGUCAACAGUCCAUAUGGUAUUUGUUUAAGUCAUAAUGGUAAUUUAGUUAAUACUGCCACUUUAAGAAGAUAUAUGGAUGAAGUGGUUCAUAGACAUAUUAACACUGAUAGCGAUAGUGAGCUACUUUUAAAUGUUUUUGCUUCCGAAUUAGAAAAGCAUAACAAAUAUAGAGUUAAUGACGAAGAUAUUUUUUUGGCGUUAGAAGGUGUUUAUCGUUUAUGUCGUGGAGGUUAUGCCUGUGUUGGUAUGUUGGCUGGUUUUGCUUUGAUCGGUUUCAGAGAUCCAAAUGGUAUUAGGCCUCUGUUGGUUGGUGAAAGGGAAAAUGAGGACGGUAGUAGAGAUUAUAUGUUAGCUUCUGAAUCUGUUGUAUUAAAAGCCCAUAAUUUUAGCAAGUUUCGCGACCUGAAGCCAGGUGAAGCUGUCAUCAUACAUAAAGACUGUUCAGAACCAAAUUUUAAACAAGUUGUUCCAAUUAACUCUUAUAGACCAGAUUUAUUUGAAUAUGUCUAUUUUGCUAGGCCUGAUAGUGUCUUGGAUGGUAUUAGUGUUUAUCAUACUAGAAUACAAAUGGGUGUAAAGUUGGCCGAUAGAGUGAGAAAGUUGGUUGAUCCUAAUGAAAUUGAUGUUGUUAUGAGUGUUCCAGACACUGCUCGUACUUGUGCUUUGCAGGUUUCCAUUGAGUUGAAUAAACCUUACCGUGAAGGUUUUGUUAAAAAUAGAUAUGUUGGCAGAACUUUCAUUAUGCCAAACCAAAAACAACGUGUUUCUUCUGUUAGACGUAAAUUAAACCCUAUGGAAAGCGAAUUUAAAGAUAAGAACGUUUUGAUUGUUGAUGAUUCUAUUGUGAGAGGUACAACAUCUAGGGAAAUCAUACAUAUGGCCAAAGAGGCCGGUGCUAAAAAGGUCUUUUUUGCUUCCGCUGCACCACCAAUCCGUUAUAACCAUAUCUAUGGUAUUGAUUUAGCUGAUACCAAGGAAUUGGUUGCUUACAACAGAAAUGAUGAUGAAAUCUGCAAAGAAUUACAUUGUGAUAAAAUUAUCUAUCAAACAUUGGAAGAUUUGAUAGAUUGUUGUAAGACACCAACUAUUGAUAAGUUUGAGGUUGGUGUUUUUAAUGGUAAUUAUGUAACAGGUGUUGAGGAUGGUUAUUUAUUGGAACUGGAGGAAAUGCGUGCUCAUAAUAAAAUAGCGGAAAAUGAAAAGGCUCAAUUUGAUAUUGGAUUAUAUAAUUCUGCUGACUAUCAGUAG
Molecule: messenger RNA, 1527 nt
Organism: Saccharomycodes ludwigii
Lineage: Eukaryota; Fungi; Ascomycota; Saccharomycetes; Saccharomycodales; Saccharomycodaceae
Gene: ADE4
Product: amidophosphoribosyltransferase
Exons: 1
Coding region: 1-1527 (508 amino acids)
Biological process (GO): purine nucleotide biosynthetic process; purine nucleobase biosynthetic process
Cellular component (GO): cytoplasm
Molecular function (GO): amidophosphoribosyltransferase activity
Source: RefSeq, a predicted model, not a curated record